Messenger RNA from Adineta ricciae, 810 nucleotides. The record is from the annotation of a GenBank genome assembly. Lineage: Eukaryota; Metazoa; Rotifera; Eurotatoria; Adinetida; Adinetidae.
AUGGCCUCGUCCGAGCCGCUUAGUAGACAUGAACAGCUUGAUCAAUCAAGCUAUCCAACGACAGAAACGUAUUCUAUUCCGCUCGAACCGUCUUACAUGUACUGUGGCAUAACUUACCUUCCACCUCCACGAAAUAAACUUGCGAUAAUCUAUAAUCAUAAUACCAAAAACAUCUUGGAAUUACAUCGAAUUGAAGACGAUACUUUGAAAGUGAUGCAUUCAAUUGAAUUAACCGAUCUAACUUCUGCGAUUGACGAUUUUGUUUGGUGUUCUCAACGAGAUGAGCUUCUGGUGGUUUCAAUCGGACAAUUAUUUACUUAUAAUCUUGACGAAGAACAAUUUACUAAUAACCUAAUCAUUGAUAAAGAUAAAAAUAAAUGUCGAAUCGCGUGCAAUUCAACUUCGAUAGCAUGUGUCGAUCCUCGAACAUUGAAAUUAUACGAUAUCCAGACGCUGAAAUGUCUUCGUCAAAAGCGUCUCGAUCAUGUGUGUGAAGAUAUUGAAUACGAUGAUCAAUACUUUGUUUCGACACAUACGGGAAAAUUAGAAUAUUUAGAUCGAACGUUAUUCUCUAUUCGACGUUUCGCAAUUGGCGGCACAGCUCUAACACGCUUCAAUUCCAAACUAUGGCUCAUCGCGGAUUCAUUCGAUGAUCGCCUUCUAUGGCAAUCUCUUGAUAAACUUCUAUUAACAGUCUGCCAUAUUCAUCAACCGAAAUCCAUCGUUGUUAUACCGUCUACCUCUCGAAUUAUCAUACAAUGUAACGAUCCAAAUCGUUUGUUAAUCUACGAUCCAAUUUCUUGUAAAUAA